AUGGACGCGCGGUUUCAAAACUUCAGGACGAAGAUGCAGAAUGUCAAAGAUCUGUAUCAUAGUCGACACUAUACGCAGUGCGCAAAGUUCGCAGAGCAAUUGCUCGCCAUGACGAAUGAAAAGCAAAUCCAUCCUAUCCACUUGACCUAUCUACACUUCUACACCGCCCUAUCUCACGACACCCUCGCUCGGGAAGCCACCCUAAAGAACCGCCACAAAGAGCUCACCCUUGCAGAGAAACACUACCUCGCAGCCAUUGCCGCCCUCAAGCCUCUUCCAAUCCCCGGUAGAGCGGAGGAAGAGGACCAGAACAACGCCCCCGACUCUCCUACCUUCCGCCAUUCACAGCACUGGAAGCGACACUCCUCGAGCACAGGCUCUUUUGAUUCCACAGCCAGCGCAGCGAGUAGCGCAACAUCCUAUGGCUACGGACGCGACGAUGAGGACAAGUAUGAUGCGCACAAAAGCGGAGAGAGUUUCCAUUUUCCUCGCCCACCCAGCGCGCAAGAUGACUUGAGCAGCGGAUCCAAAGCAGGAGACCAACACAACACAAUCUACAUAUCCUCCUACGCGCCUUCAUCCCCUGUUUCUUACACCACGUACGAGUACCAAGAUGACAACGAUAACAACAACACCUCCAUCCCAACCCCCAAUCCCCUAGCUUCACAAACCUCAACCUUCCUCACCCUGCUGAACGCCCACCUCACCAGCGUCCGCACCCUCAAAAAGCAAACGAGCGUACAAACCGUGCGCUUUGCCUUUCCCUCUCCCAACCCGUCCUCAUCCUCAUCAUCAUUGUUGCCGCCCCCACCCCCGCCAACGACUUCUGCGCUGAGAGACAAGACACGCGCCAGCAUGGCCAUGGAUGGCGCCGACGCCGACCGUGUCAGGCAGAUGCGAAGGAAUCGCGUGUUUAGGCAACGCUUUGAUCCUGAGGGUGUGAGGAGGUUGUGUGGGGACGUUCUGGCUGAGUUGGCGUAG
Molecule: messenger RNA, 981 nt
Organism: Plenodomus lingam JN3
Lineage: Eukaryota; Fungi; Ascomycota; Dothideomycetes; Pleosporales; Leptosphaeriaceae
Source: RefSeq, a predicted model, not a curated record